This is a messenger RNA of Austrofundulus limnaeus, 3498 nucleotides long. It is a transcript of the gene cop1, whose product is annotated as COP1 E3 ubiquitin ligase. NCBI's taxonomy places the organism in Eukaryota, Metazoa, Chordata, Actinopteri, Cyprinodontiformes, Rivulidae. The record is from RefSeq and is a predicted model, not a curated record. Gene Ontology annotation, biological process: proteasome-mediated ubiquitin-dependent protein catabolic process. The coding region runs from base 375 to 2495 and encodes 706 amino acids. Gene Ontology annotation, molecular function: ubiquitin protein ligase activity; protein binding. The transcript has 20 exons.
UGAAACCAAGAAGCACAACUGCGUUCAAGAGGGAUCACUCUCACCAGCUAACUGUAGCUAUCCGGCUAAUCUCCUGGACAACGCAGUCGUGGUUAUUUUACUGUCCGAUAGAGUAUUGGCGCAUUUUUCGGCGUAUUUUUACAAUUCAUAAUCCAGUGAUUUUGCAAAACGUUCCCAAUAGACGCAAGUCGGGCUCCAAUGGAUACAUUUUAAAUAGCUUUUUCACUCUGUUGCUUCUCUCCCAGGAUGCUAGCACACCACCGAGCAAGCUAACCUGCUAAAGCAGCCAAACAGCAACGCUGUACGGAUGCUUUGAAGAGCGACGCAGCGGAUUUGUUUUUUUUUUUUUUUUUUUCAAGUCGGUCUCUUGCGUGAUGUCAGGCAGCCGGCCGCAGCAAAGCGGCGGUGGGGCGAGUUCGGUGCCUAGCCCCAGCACCAGCAGCAGCAGCACAGGAGGAGGCAGUGGAAGCACCGCCGUCACUAGCAAUGGGAACUCUUCGGGAAAUGUUGUGCCCUCCUCCCGAACUCUGCCAGCAGCCGGCGAGGGAGGCAUGUCUGGGUCACCCGUGGCCGCGGUGCCGUCGUCCCGGGCCGGGUAUGCUUCCAUGGGCAGACCGACACCGUCCACAGGCAGCAGGAAGAGGUCCCUCCAUCAAGCACCUUUAUACAAUGGCCUCUUGAAUUCAUACGAAGAUAAAAGCAACGACUUUGUCUGUCCAAUUUGCUUCGAAAUGAUAGAGGAAGCACACAUGACAAAGUGUGGCCACAGUUUUUGUUUCAAGUGUAUUCGCGAGAGCUUGAAGGACAGCAACAGAUGUCCCAAGUGUAACUAUACUGUUGAUAGUGUGGAACAGCUGUACCCAAACUUUCUUGUAAAUGAGCUGAUCCUGAAACAGAAACAGAGGUCGGAGGAGAAGAGACUGAAAUUAGAUCCUCCUAACUGGUCUCGGUGGCAGGUCUUCCAGGAUAUUUUGAAUCCUGAUCAGGAGAACUUGGAUCUUGCAAACGUCAAUCUGAUGUUGGAGCUUCUGGUUCAGAAGAAGAAGCAGCUGGAGGCGGAAUCCCAGGCAGCUCAGAGACAGAUCCUCAUGGAGUUUCUGAAAGAAGCCAGGAGAAACAAGAGAGAGCAACUAGACCAACUACAGAAAGAGCUUAACUUCCUUGAAGAAGACAUUAAACGUGUUGAGGAAAUGAGUGGGCUUUAUUCUCCAAUAAUCGAGGCAGAGUGUACAGUGCCUAAUGUUGAGACCCCCUCUCCAGCACCCAGUAACAUCAUUGAUCCACCAGAUUACAAUCCGCCUCCAGGAUUUGGUGCAACAACUCCGGGAAAGCGACAGACCUGGUACAACAGCACUCUAGCAUCAAGAAGAAAGAGACUGACGGCUCAUUUUGAGGAUCUAGAGCAGUGCUACUUCUCUAACAAGAUGUCACGCAUCACAGAUGAAGGCAGGAACCUGAACCAGCUGGAUGAUUUUAUGGAGUGUUUGUCUAAAUUCACUCGCUACAACACUGUGCGGCCACUGGCCACCCUCUCCUACGCCAGUGAUCUGUAUAACGGCUCCAGUAUUGUCUCUAGUAUUGAGUUUGACCGGGAUUGUGACUACUUUGCCAUCGCUGGUGUGACCAAGAAGAUCAAGGUUUUUGAGUAUGGAACUGUCAUCCAGGAUGCGGUGGACAUCCACUACCCGGUCAAUGAAAUGACCUGCAAUUCCAAAAUCAGCUGUAUCAGCUGGAGCAGUUAUCACAAGAACCUCUUGGCCAGCAGUGAUUAUGAAGGUACCGUCAUUUUGUGGGAUGGCUUCACCGGGCAGAGGUCCAAAGUCUACCAGGAACAUGAAAAAAGAUGUUGGAGUGUCGACUUUAAUCUGAUGGACCCCAAGCUCUUAGCUUCUGGUUCUGAUGAUGCUAAAGUGAAGCUGUGGUCAACCAAUCUGGACAACUCAGUGGCUAGUAUCGAGGCUAAAGCUAAUGUUUGUUGUGUUAAAUUCAGCCCGACCUCAAGAUAUCACUUGGCCUUCGGCUGUGCGGACCACUGUGUCCACUACUAUGAUCUACGCAACACUAAGCAGCCAAUCAUGGUGUUCAAAGGCCACAGGAAGGCCGUGUCCUACGCCAAGUUUGUAAACGGAGAGGAAAUUGUUUCUGCGUCGACAGACAGCCAGCUGAAGUUGUGGAACGUCAACAAACCUCACUGCCUGCGCUCCUUCAAAGGUCACAUUAAUGAGAAGAACUUUGUUGGGCUGGCAUCCAAUGGCGACUAUGUUGCCUGUGGCAGUGAGAACAACUCCUUGUAUCUGUACUACAAAGGACUUUCCAAGACAUUGCUAACGUUCAAGUUUGACACAGUAAAGAGUGUCCUGGACAAGGACAAGAAAGAGGAUGACACCAAUGAAUUUGUCAGUGCCGUCUGUUGGAGGGCUCUGCCUGAUGGAGAAUCAAACGUUCUGAUCGCUGCAAACAGUCAGGGAACAAUCAAGGUACUUGAGCUCGUCUGAGGUCCGACCUGCCUGAGCAGAGGUUUGCACCAUCAGCCUGUCAGUGGUUGAAGGAUCAGUCAGACACAGGGAGAUCUCAUGAUGCCUGCUGAGCACUGGGAGAGCUGAAAUAAAUGGAUUUUAUUUUUAUCAAGCUACAUGCAUCCAUUUUUUUUUCCUGGACAGUAGAACAGAUUUUGUGCCGAGGCAUCAGCUUAGCAAGAGAGAAUGUGCUGCAGUUUUACCACAAUGAAAAUAGGACCAAGCUUGGACAUAAAGCCCAAAGGGACUUUGGAGAAAUAUAUAUUUUUUCUGCAGCAGCAUUAUAUUGAUUACAAUAGAACACCUCGUUUAUUGUUUUACUGAUCUUAUACUUUUUUUUUAAUUAAUGGUACAUCCAGCCAAAUGUUACCUGUUUGAUGCAUUUUCUUUUUUAAAGGCCAAAGCACAAACCAACAUGACAUGCAAAAACUGUCUUCACAUGAAGCUGUCAAUUCUUAUCACUGUCAACCUCUUGGAUUUUUUUAAGGAUCUUUGUGUAGCUUUUUUGUUGGGGGAAGAAAUUAGUUUUAAUAAAUAUGACUUGAAUUUCAUUUUGUCAAGUAUACAUCAGCUCUUUCUCCUGAGGACCGAAGUCGUGUCAGAACAAAACAAAACUCCACAUUCGUCCGUUUCAACCGUCUAACUUAUCGCUGCUAAAUCAUAUAAAACUGGAACUUUUGUCAUGUUUGGGCUGUUUGUUGCUUUUUUUUUAAUAAUAACAACCUCAAUCUGUUUUUAGGUCGUUUUAAAGUAGCAUUGGACUUUUCUCUCCACGUACUGUAGGCUGAAAAAAACCGUAUCCUCUGAACUGAGCGACAUUGUACCUUAAGGAGAACUGCUGUCAGUUUUUGUGGAGUGGUGGAUCCAUGAUGACGCAUGGAGAAGAUUUCACAAACUCCACCAAGAUCUGCCUAUUUUAUGAUAACUGAGUGAGAGAGGGUGUUUUUGUAUUUGUAAAAGCAAAUAAAUUAUUUCCAAACAA